Folsomia candida is the source of this 2312-nucleotide messenger RNA. RefSeq names its product probable G-protein coupled receptor Mth-like 1. Gene Ontology annotation, molecular function: transmembrane signaling receptor activity. NCBI's taxonomy places the organism in Eukaryota, Metazoa, Arthropoda, Collembola, Entomobryomorpha, Isotomidae. The record is from RefSeq and is a predicted model, not a curated record. The coding region runs from base 190 to 2232 and encodes 680 amino acids. The transcript is spliced from 16 exons. Gene Ontology annotation, cellular component: membrane. Gene Ontology annotation, biological process: cell surface receptor signaling pathway.
UGACAUUCAGUAUUUUGUUCACGAUUGGUAGACGAUGACGUGCCGGAAAAUUGUCUCGUAUUAUUUGUUGCACAAUUAAUUAUAAAUAGAUUUUAAGAAUUAUAAACAAAUAAAUUUUAACGUAUUAAAUCCUUUUUAAAUGUAAUUCCUGCUAAAAUGGAGAUUCAUGCAUAAUUCGAGUGAUUCAAGAUGAUUCGUAAAAUCGGGUUUCUCGUGUUACCUUUGUUCUGUUGUGGGAUUGAUUUGGUAAAUGGGAGGAAAAUUGUCGUUUCAGGAGCAUCUUCGAAAUCUGGAGAAGAUGGAAUUGAUCCAGAUUCCUUUCAAAUGAUGCUCAACCACUUUCAGAACGAGAAUUUGAGAUAUCAUCUUCAUGCUUGUGAAUGCUCUGGAAAUAACAAGUCGGCCAAUGCAGAAAGUUUGGAUUGUUCUCGGCAAGCGAGUUCUGAAUGGGAACCACCCAAUUGUCUCAUGCCGGAGAAACCAGGAGGACUAAAAUCCUUUAUUCUAAAAAUGCACGAAGGAAACACGUCAUUUUGUCCACUGGACAACUUUACGUCAAUUCUUGUCUCACUCGGGGGUUCUCCGAAUGAUCAAUAUUCUCCUAAAAUUCUCGAUGAAAAUGGAACUCUGCAAAUUUUCGAUGAUAUUUUUGGACUUUCUCCACCCAGGAAGAUUAAGAAGUCGGGUUAUUGCAUUAUACGCAAAAAGGGAACCAUCAUUUUUAACAUUUGCACCCACGACGUACCCGAAGCAGUUGACCCAUCAAGUUCGAAGUCAUCAUCCUCACCCACCUCGGCAUCUUCCCCGAUCGCAAAUAUUUCAAAUUACGUCAAGAAGUGUUGCAAUUUUGACCAAAUCAUGGACGGUAACAAUCCCAAUAACUGCAUAACUGUGACUAAUAAGACGCAAUGGUGGUAUCCAAUCUACUAUCGGGACGGGCAUAGGCUUCGACUUCAUCACAGUCAUGAAUUACCGAAUCCUACGAUCGUUUAUGGCUUCCCAACCUGUUCAUCCUACAUCAUCGAGAGCUUCAGAGAUAACAAGUUUCCUAACCUGCAAGAAAAUGGGGACGUUAUCCUGGUCGACGAGAAGGCUGUUGCUCCGAAGAAGAAACACACUCCCAUUCUUGCCGGACAGUUUUGCAUUGAUGGUAUCUACAUAAAACACUUGUCCCCGAACGAUGUCCACGAGGAUGAACUUGAAAUGAUGCAAAGAGGAGAUAAGGACAAGGAUAACCAAGAAGAGGAACAAAUUUAUACAUAUUCUGGGUCCGAGUGGCAUCAAGGAAUUAUCGUUUGCACGCCGGAGGACGGGAAUAAGCAUGCAGAAUCUCCGUCCUUCCUGUAUCCUUUGUAUGCUGCGGUGAACCACACGGCGGCGUUGUUCCUCCUCCUGACCGCCGUAGUGUACAUCCUCCUCUGGUCACAUCACAAUAUUCAUGGCUGGCUACAGUUUUCGUACGUUGUCUCCCUAUUUUUCGCCUUCAGCUUUCUAGCCAUUAUUCAGGUUUGGUCUCAAGUCUUUAUCGACCAUUGGCCACGACUUUGUUAUAAUUUGGGCUGGUUGAUACAUUUCUCAAUCUUGAGCAGCUUCUUUUGGCUUACGGCAAUGAAUUUUGACUUAUGGUGGAGAUUCAGUGGACGAAGAUUCAUGAUGAGGAUAAGGUCGAAACCGUGUCGGGAGAAUGUCAAGAAAUUUGUCUUAUUUGCACUGUUUUCUGUCCCGGGACCUGUUGUUAUUACGUGCGUUGCGGUCUAUGUCGACAGGGUGUUUGAAGAGGUCCCAGAUAGCGAAUUGUUGAUACCGAUGCCACGAUUUGGUGUGCACAAAUGUUACUUUGCCGAUCAAAAGUCGUCAUUUCCCUUCCUGUAUUUUCCCAUUGGGAUUUUGCUCUUCAUGAAUUUGCUCUUCUUUUCAUCCACGGUCGUCCAACUGAGAAAGAUUCACAGCGAUACUGAACUGGCCAAAUCCCACAGCACGUCCGAGGACAAAAAUGGGGUCCGACUCAUUGCGAAGCUGUUUAUUGUGAUGGGAGUUUUGUGGACGUUUGAAUUUGUGAGUUUUGCUGCCGGCAUGAUGUUCACCGGAAGUGAAGAACUGCUCAUGUGGAUUUUUAUGCCAACUGAGAUUAUCAACUCGUUUCAAGGUGUUGCAAUUUUUGUUAUUUUUAUUUGCAAACCGAACGUUUUAAGCCAACUUAGUGCAAAGUUUGGGUCUUUGAAAUGUCGAUAAAUGUGUAAAUGGGGGCGAAUCUUACAUGUACAUAUAUUUGAUAUAAUAAUACUGAAGGGUGUGUAACUAGCUUACAAUUU